Messenger RNA from Pungitius pungitius (ninespine stickleback), 2367 nucleotides. RefSeq names its product bloodthirsty-related gene family, member 2 (gene btr02). Gene Ontology annotation, biological process: protein ubiquitination. Gene Ontology annotation, cellular component: cytoplasm. The record is from RefSeq and is a predicted model, not a curated record. Gene Ontology annotation, molecular function: ubiquitin protein ligase activity; protein binding. The transcript is spliced from 6 exons. NCBI's taxonomy places the organism in Eukaryota, Metazoa, Chordata, Actinopteri, Perciformes, Gasterosteidae. Bases 1049 to 2365 code for a protein of 438 amino acids.
AUUUUAUGUUUAGUUUUACUUUUGGAAAACUACUUUUUAUGUCAAUCAAUUCAGACCUUUAAUCGUUUAUGAACUGCCCAUUCUCAGGUUUUUUCGAAAAGGAACAUUUCAAUAGUUGUUGCUUUGUCUUGAUUUGUACUGUAGCUCCUUAGUAAAAUAAAACAAGCUGUUUGGUUGCUUCCGGUUCGACCACAUACCUUACAUCAAGGAUUUUAACUGCGCCCGUUCUCAGGUAGUAUGUCGCCUCGAUCACAAGGAAAUACCUUUGAACUGAAACGUUUGUGACCACGAUGAUAAGAAUAGAAAAUAAUCAGAGGAUUAGGCUUCACCCUCAGGGGCUUUUAGCAGUGGAACAAAUGUUACUGCAGUAGAUUUAAAAAAACAAGUCACAUAUCCUGUAUUUUACUUAACAUUACGUAAGGUGAGAGGAGUGCCAUUCCACUCAAGACUAUGACCUAUCUUGGUAUUUGUGAAACAGAAUGCUGCAUAGCAGCAAAUUUACAGUAUGAAGCUUUGAGAAGCCUUGGGACAAUAUGUUCUGAAAUCCUGCUGCAGAAAGUACUACACUUAACGGCUUUCAACCUAAAAACUGUGCAAACAUCUUCCUAACUGUAUAGAAACUUGCUCCAUUUCAACCAGCUAAAAGAAAAUGUUACUUAUAACAUCAUCAUUUCAAUGAGGACUAUUUUAUUAUGUCGUAGUCAAAAAUACUUUACUACUACACCAAGUAGAUUGCUGACAAUACUUUGUCCUGCAUUAUAUGUAUAACAUAAAUAAAAUUAUUACAUUGUCAUGUUUUUUUCAUAUAAAUGUGUACAAAUGAUCAAUUUUCAUUAAGAACUUUUAAUGUGUAAUAAUCAUGCUCUUUUUUCAUAACACUAUUAUUUCUUAGGAAAUGUGAAUCCACUUUAGUUGUUUAAGCAACUGAAUGUUGUGUAAAUAACGGGAGAUAAAGCAACACUCCUGUGCAAACUCAUUCACCAAAUGGAAAAACUAAAAAAGUUUCAAAAGCUCCCUUGUACUGUGCUGAAAUUGUCACUUUCAGAGUAUGGCCUCCACGAUCAGCCUUCUCCCUGAGAAGCACUUCCUGUGCUCCCUUUGUCGAGGCAUCUUCACCAGCCCGGUGACCAUACCGUGUGGACACAGCUUCUGCUUGUCCUGUCUCAGUCUCCACUGGUCGAGACACCAGUCCAAAUACUGCCCUCGCUGCCGGAGACUGUUUAGUGAGCGGCCCGACCUCAGCGUCAACCGCGUUCUGGCAGAAGUCUCAGAUAACUACAGGAAAACUCGACCCCAGAAUCCACCCGAAGAGGAAUUGGUAAUAGAUGUUGAGCAAAUGAUUCAGGAACGGCAGCAGAAGGUUGUACGGAUGAAAUUGGCUCUGGAGCAACAAAAGAACUCCUACCUCAGAGAGGUGCGAGAGAGCCAGAAGGUCUUUUCUAACCUCGUGCAAGCGAUGGAGAAGAAUCACAAAGCUGUGGUUGACGCAAUCGAGGGAAGAAAGCGAGACGAGGAGAAGAGAGUGGAAAGGUUGGUGAACGAGAUCGAAAAGGAGAUCCAGGAACUGAGGAAGGAGAGCAGCGAACCUGAGCCCAAUAUUCCGGUAAAAAGUGAUCCAGAUGAUGAUACGAACCAAGUUACCGUGAACAUUGUUCCCACUACGUGCCCCUCUGACAUGAAGGAUUGGUCCAAGGUUGUCAUAGAAACUGACCCUUGUGUUGGGAUCACCAGAAGAGCACUAGAGGACAUAAUGGAGAAGAUAAAGGUAGAAGUCCACAGGCUCUCCAAAUCUGAACUCAAGAGAAUAGAGAAAUACACCGUUGAUGUCAAUCUGAGCGCAAAGACAGCCCACCCCUUCCUCUCCGUCUCAGAGGACAGAAAACAGGUGAGACAUACGGACAAGCUUCACGAGGUACCAGAUCACCCCAAGCGGUUCGACCGCGUUGCAAACGUGCUGGCCAAAGAGAGCUUCAGCGGCGGGAGGUGCUACUGGGAGGUGGAGGUCGGGGAGAAGAUCGAGUGGAAUCUGGGUGUCGUCAGACAGUCCAUAAACAGGAAGGGGAAGUUCUCUGUCUGCCCUGCAAAUGGUUUCUGGACUUUAAGCCUGAAGGCUGGAGGCCAGUUCAUUGCCAACACCUCUCCUGUCACGCCGUUGGCUGUGGAGAAGAGGCCCAGGAAGGUGGGCGUGUUCCUGGACUACGCCGAGGGCCGCGUGUCCUUCUACUGCGCAGAAUCUGGAGUACACAUUCACACCUUCGCAGAUACGUUCACUGACCGGCUUCAUCCAUUUUUCAGUCCAGGCCGCCUACAUGGCGGCAAAAACAAUGUUCCCCUUAUCAUCUCUUCUACUUUCUGCAGCAUCUAAAC